CAGCCGUUCCCAAACAGUGUAUGAUAUUUGUGAUACUCGGCUCCUUCGUGUACAUAUACAUAUAACACGCCCAUACAUGUUACUUUGGCUUCAUUACAGAUCUGUUCACCGUGAAAGUCAGCGGUUUCUGUCCAGAUACCAGCUUAUGCGAAAGAGAAACGUAUUAUUCUGAGCUUCGGCCAAUCGUCAUCAUCACAAAACAAGACUAAGGCGUGAUCGUCCUGUCCAUAUGAUUACCAGUGUCAGCCCCACGGCCGGACGGAUGUGCUAGUGGUCGAGACGAACAACCCCGCUGUCUCCCAAGAACAAUUACUUGAGGGAGGUAAACUAAGAGCAGAUUUUAAAAGCGGUUAAUUUAACUGAAAACUGUCCUGGGCGAAAGAACGGAGCUGUGCCUCAUAUCCGCUGUCCCAGGGUUCGAGAGGAAACUUUCCCGACGGGACACUCAGCACUGGUUACCCUGUCCCUUGAAAAUCAGAGUGAAAACAAUCCAGAAAACCCAGGUGAAAUAAUUCUGAAAGGAAGGAGGUGACAGUGUUUCGAACGGAAGUGCAUUACAUCGGCUGGUUAGGGCUGACCCAUAUUUUCUCUAUAUAUAACCCCCUUGACAAAUCUUAUUUUAACGUGCUCAUUAUUGCGUUCGUCAAUCUUCGGUAAAACCGUAUUUACAAGCGUCUAAUCCGCUUAAUCCGUAUCGCUGAGCGCUGUUCCUACCAGGACCAUGAUGGCGGCGAACUUUCUCCUGACAGUGGCUAUGGUCAUCGCUACCGACCUAUCCCGUGGACCCUGGGUUGCCGUGGCCGUGCCUGUCACAUACACAGUUGAACCCCAACUGUCCAGUAGCGGAGAUGUCAUACCGGAAGUGGCCAGUAGCGGAGAUAUCGGAAGUGACGUCACUCAAGAUUUGCGGGAGGGUGCUUUAGUCACAGAUCUCCAUCAUCUCGGCGGCUGCCUGGACAACACGGGAGAGGUUCACUUGACGGGAACGUCGUGGAACAUCGGCUGUGAUCAGACCUGUGAAUGUGUAAUUACACCGGAAGGACCCAUACAGGAUUGUUUUCCUCCACGAUGUGCCAUCCCUAUGUUGUCUCCAGGAUGCCAGCUAGUGAGGAAUCCACAGCGGAACGACAGGACCGGGGAAAACUGCUGUGAUGUGGUCGACUGCAAACCCUUACACUGUGUGGACAACAAGGGCGGAAAACACGAAGUCUACACCUCAUGGACUGACGGCGAACUUGACUGCUUCUGUCAGUAUAACUAUCAACAGGACACAGUCGAGCCUUCUUGCAUCUUGUUGCAGUCUGAAACUUCCGCCACGGUUCCUCCUGCCCCUCCCGCCCCUAUGGAAUUACGUUAUGAAGAGCAGCCUGUGUGGGAAAGGGAAAGUGAAAGUGGUGUCAACGAAACAAACGAGAUAGUUGAAGUUUGCAAAGAUAAGCAGCAAAAUACGCACAGUGUAGGCCAAACGUGGAGAGUGGGUUGUGAGACAGAGUGUGUAUGUGUUCAACAAGGGGAGAUAACUUCAGCGCAGUGCUCACCAAUACCAUGCCCUGUACCAGCCAUUUUGCCUGGCUGCACAAUUGUACCCAAUCCUGACAGGGAUGUCGCCAAUAGUCUUAACUGCUGUGAUAAAGUCGUGUGCCCACAUAAGCUAUGUAUUGGCGAGGAUCAAAUCCUUCGUGAACUGUACAGUGUAUGGACUGAGAGAGGGCAGACGUGCACGUGUGCGCUGAACUAUAACGUUAAUCAGGCCAUGAAGAAAUGCGGCACUGCUGAAGAAGUAGGAUACCUUUAGUUUGUCACUGGACGUCCCGUGAUCGGUGAUGGCUCUCUCCAUCGUCAUUUUAAGCAUCUGUAAAUUUAUCAGUAUGCAUCUGUCAUACCGCUUUUUGUAUUUAAAUGGGUUGUUCGUAUUUAAAAAUUAAGUUGUAUUAAACACACAGAGACACUAUUAUUUUUUGUUGAUGCGUAUUUCCAUGGUAACAUAGCUGAAGCCACAUGGUUCAUUUCACACCCAAACUCUAGUCCAAACUCUAUUCCCAUGUCCAGCGCAGUUGCUGAUCAAACCAUUUUCUCAUUGGCUGUUGAUCUAUCUUUCGGAAACAGAUUCUCUCAUUGGCUCGAUCCCGGUGCAUCUGCCAGUAUUAUCAGUGCCAGAC
This is a messenger RNA of Liolophura sinensis, 2159 nucleotides long. RefSeq lists its product as uncharacterized. The transcript is spliced from 11 exons. Bases 722 to 1795 code for a protein of 357 amino acids. The record is from RefSeq and is a predicted model, not a curated record. Lineage: Eukaryota; Metazoa; Mollusca; Polyplacophora; Chitonida; Chitonidae. Gene Ontology annotation, molecular function: protein binding.